This is a messenger RNA of Diospyros lotus (date-plum), 1500 nucleotides long. RefSeq lists its product as uncharacterized. Gene Ontology annotation, molecular function: RNA-DNA hybrid ribonuclease activity; nucleic acid binding. The transcript has a single exon. The record is from RefSeq and is a predicted model, not a curated record. NCBI's taxonomy places the organism in Eukaryota, Viridiplantae, Streptophyta, Magnoliopsida, Ericales, Ebenaceae. The coding region runs from base 1 to 1500 and encodes 499 amino acids.
AUGGAUAUGCCGGCCCCGAGGAAUGUGAAAGAGGUACAGAGCCUUACGGGUAGGAUGACAGCCCUUGGCAGAUUCCUUUCUCGUUUGGCAGAAAAAGGCCUUCCUUUCUACAAGGUCUUAUCGAAAGCAAAUAACUUCGAAUGGAAUUCUGAAUGCCAGCGAGCUUUCGAAAAGCUUAAGGAGCACCUAGCCACGCCUCCGGUUCUUACCAAACCGAAGCCCGGAGAACCAUUAUACAUAUAUCUGGCGGUGGCCAAUGAGGCCGUAAGCUCGGUAUUGAUUCGAGAAGAAAAUAAGAUCCAGAGGCCCGUUUAUUAUGCGAGUAAACGAUUAUCGGGAGCCGAGGUUCGGUAUCUUCCUAUGGAAAAACUGGCGUUCGCCUUAAUAACAUCGGCGAGGAAACUCCGACCCUACUUUCAAGCUCAUACGAUUAUAGUGCUUACUAACCAACCCUUGAAGCAGGUUCUUAGCAAGCCAGAGCUUUCAGGCCGGAUGUUGAAGUGGGCAGUAGAGCUCACCGCCUUCGACAUUGAGUAUAGGCCGCGACCGGCCAUUAAGGCGCAGUCGCUAGCAGACUUCAUCGCCGAAGGGAUAGGAGCUCCCGAAGGUCCCGAAGCAAACCAGAAACCAUGGUUAGUGGUGGUAGACGGAAGCUCAACCUCGGGCGGCAGAGGGGCAGGAUUAAUGAUAAAGAGUCCCGAAGGGCAAAUAUGGCCUUACGCGCUACAUUUUGAAUUCCGAGCAUCUAACAACGAAGCAGAAUAUGAGGCCUUAUUGGCUGGGCUUAGGUUGGCUGAACAGUUGGGAGCUCAAAACGUCGAGGUGAGUUUAGAUUCUAACUUAGUGGUGCAGCAGGUGAAUGGAGAAUAUGAAGCCCGAGAAAAUCACAUGGCGCAAUACUUGACCCUAGCCAAAGAGCUGAUGGCGCGUUUCCAACACGUAAAGGUGGAAUACGUCCCUCGAGCCAUGAAUACAGAGGCGGACUUGCUGUCCCGAAUCGCCUCUUCCUCUUUCCCUACAAGCUCUCAAGAAAUUCGGAUCGAAUCUCUUCCGCAAAAGAGUAUCGAAGAAGCCGCAGACCAAUUUUGUAUCGAUAACGAGCCUAGCUGGAUGGACCCCCUGUUGUCAUAUUUGAGAGAGGAAAAGCUCCCCGAAGACGACUCGGAGGCACGGGAGGUCAAACGAAAAGCCCGAAAUUUCGUGUUAGUCGGGGGGGAACUAUACAGAAGGUCUUUUUCACAACCACUGCUCAAGUGUAUCCGACCUCGCGAAGCAGACUACAUCCUACGGGAGAUUCAUGAAGGAAUAUGUGGAAACCACAUCGGGGCUUGGGCGCUUAGUCAAAAGGCCCUGCGGCAGGGGUAUUAUUGGCCAACGAUGGUGCGAGAUUCCGAGCAGCUGGUUAGAACUUGCGAUCGGUGCCAGAAAACGUCUAACUUGGUCCAUGUGCCGGCAGUCGCGCUAACUCAUCUCGCCACACCAUGCCCCUUCGCUCAAUAG